AUGCCUAACGAAACCGACAAUUUUGACCCGCUCUCCCUUGCUAUUGCGCCUCCACCUGACGAAACACCAGAGGAACGAAUAGUUCGAGAACUCGCGGAGAGAGAGGCCGUGUUGCGGAGCCGCGAAAUCGAUGCAGAACUGAAAGCGGCGAAGGUUGCGAUGAAGCGUUAUAAAAACGCUAUAAAAAUACUUGUGUUAGGUCAAAGUUUGAGUGGCAAGUCAACUACAAUCAAAAACUUUCAGAGGAAAUAUGCCCAGAAAGCAUGGGCAGAUGAGCGCGCGACAUGGAAGGCCAUCAUACUAUUUAAUCUAGUUCGGUCUGUGAACAUCAUGAUCGAUGCCUUGAAUCGCGCGCCGGUUUACGAUCCUCAGAAACAGGCUGCCUCUCCCAUAAUUGCCCUCGGGGGUGCUCUUCUAGCCGAAAGACAUCAAAGCAUAAUCCUUCGCCUAGCUCCACUACGGGAAGUCGAAAAGGAUUUGAAGCUUUUCCUAGGCGCAGGCGCAACUGAGGUCGAAGCCCAAACCUAUACCACCCCAAAUGAACAGAACCAGGUCAUGUUCGAAUUCAAGAAAAGUAAUACGCAAGAGUUCUGUGUGCGGUCAUCUUCGGGUUGGAGGGGCGUCAUUGACCGAAUCAAAACUUCCCAGAAUGGGAAAGAAUCGCAGGUUCAUCGGGUAGUUUCUCAAGUAGUUGACAGUUGCAAAGCAGACAUCCUAUGGCUUUGGAAGGAUCCAGUGACGCAGAGUAUUCUUCACAGUCAAAGACUAAGACUAGAAGAUUCUCCUGGAUUUUUUAUCGAUGAUAUCGAUAGGAUCGUUGCUACCGAUUAUGAACCAUCCGAUCACGACAUCAUGCGCGCUCGUUUGCGAACGACAGGCGUUCAAGAACAUCACUUCAUGCUCGACCGAACCAAUGGAACAAAGCUCGACUGGAUUAUGUAUGACGUAGCAGGAAUUCGCACUUCACGAGCAGCUUGGGUUCCAUACUUCAAAGAAGUGACCGGGCUCUUGUUUUUGGCUCCAAUUUCCGCGUUCAAUGAGCGUCUGGAAGAAGACACUAGUAUAUUCAGGCUAGAAGACACCUUUAUGCUGUGGAAAACUCUAUGUGGCAACAAACUUUUGUCCAGAGUUCAACUUAUCUUGUUUUUGAACAAAACCGAUUUAUUGAGGAAGAAACUUGAACAAGGUAUCCUGGUCAAAAAAUAUAUGCCUGAAUUCGAUAAAGAAAAUACCUAUGAAAACGUGGCGACAUGGUUCCGUAAAAUCUUUAAGAAGUAUUUCAUUCAGCAUUCAGAACCGGGGCGUUCGUUUAUAUCCCAUUUUACAUCCGUCAUAGAUACGGAAGCGACCUCUGUGACAUUAAUUGCCGUUCAGUCAGCGAUUUUACAGCACGAUAUGGCCGAAGUUGGUCUCCUGUAG
Molecule: messenger RNA, 1419 nt
Organism: Psilocybe cubensis
Lineage: Eukaryota; Fungi; Basidiomycota; Agaricomycetes; Agaricales; Agrocybaceae
Exons: 11
Coding region: 1-1419 (472 amino acids)
Biological process (GO): adenylate cyclase-activating G protein-coupled receptor signaling pathway
Cellular component (GO): heterotrimeric G-protein complex
Molecular function (GO): G protein-coupled receptor binding; G-protein beta/gamma-subunit complex binding; guanyl nucleotide binding
Source: RefSeq, a predicted model, not a curated record